AUGGGCAAUGGAGAAUAUGCUUCAACACCUGACAUGUCAGAGCUUUGGGAUAGACUGAUUGCAGAGAAGAGCAAAGUCCAUGGAUUUCCGGCGGGUUUGUGUACGAGCUUAGGCAUAGGAGGGCACAUAACAGGAGGUGCAUACGGUUCCUUGAUGAGAAAAUACGGUCUCGGUGGAGAUAACGUGCUAGAUGCAGAGAUUGUUGAUGCCAACGGUAAAUUACUCAACAAAACCUCGAUGGGUGAGGAUAUGUUUUGGGCCAUUAGAGGAGGUGGUGGAGCCAGUUUUGGUAUAAUUCUAGCAUGGAAGAUCAAACUUGUUCCUGUUCCCAAAACUGUAACCGUGUUCACCGUUACCAAAACGUUGGAACAAGACGUGGGUAAUAAGAUUCUUUCAAAGUGGCAAGUGGUCGCUGACAAGCUUGUUGAAGAGCUAUUUAUCCGAGUGAUCUUCAACAUAGUUGCAAACAACGGAAGAAAGACCGUGACCAUGUCAUACAAUGCUCUGUUUCUCGGAAACAAAAGCAUGUUGAUGAAAGUUAUGAAGAAGAGUUUCCCGGAGCUAGGUCUAACAUCGAGUGAUUGUGUCCAAAUGAGUCCGAUUCCCCAGUCUGGGCUGAUGGGGAUGUUAAGGAAGUUGCUCAAAGAAGACUCUCCAUCAAUGUUAUGGAGUCCUUACGGAGGAAGGAUGUCUGCAGUCCCCAAGUCUGAAAUCUUUUUCCACAUAGAAAAGGUGUCAUCUUCAAGAUCUUGUACGUAA
This is a messenger RNA of Brassica napus (rape), 759 nucleotides long. RefSeq names its product berberine bridge enzyme-like 26. The coding region runs from base 1 to 759 and encodes 252 amino acids. NCBI's taxonomy places the organism in Eukaryota, Viridiplantae, Streptophyta, Magnoliopsida, Brassicales, Brassicaceae. Gene Ontology annotation, molecular function: FAD binding. The record is from RefSeq and is a predicted model, not a curated record. The transcript has 2 exons.